CUCUGUCUAAUGUUCACAGCGAGUGAAAGACUUGAGAGGCGGAUGGGGGAGAAAUAGGGAGAAGAAGGGGAAGAGUUUAGUGUCAGAAUGAAUCGUCAACUAAACAGUCGAACAAUGGAAAGUAGGGUCAGAUAAUGAACACAUGAGACCAAUGCAUGUGUGUGUGACCCGGGGAGACGCACAGAGAGACGGAGCGGCUGGAGUUUGGAUGUGAGCCUGGUGCAAGAGGAACAAGACGAGAAACAUGAGUCGGCAGCAGCAGAACCAGGGAGUGGUUUUAACCAGUUACCAAAGCAACGCUGAACUGUUGCCCAAAACCGGACCGUGUGCCGCACAGGAGCACGACAUCAGCGGGUCCAGUGGCAGAACAGGCCACUACACAGUUCAGCAGAACCAAAACACACAACAUUGUGGGAAUGCUUCUUCCACCAGUGUCAACAAAACUGGCAGCCUUACCUCACUGCCACUCUCCAGUUCAGGCUCAGGGUCAUGGUCCAGGUCUAAGGCCUCUUCCAGUCCACGGUCUCACUCCAGCCCACGGCACAGUCCCAACUCUAGGAUCAGACUUCGACCUUCAUGUCAGCGCUCUAACUCUCAGGACUCUCUAGAUGAGUUGGAGAUGGACGACUACUGGAAGGAGGUGGAAAACAUCACUCGCUCUGGAGAAGGAACAGGGAGGAGUGAAGGAGGAGGAGAAGGAGAAGUUCAAGAGGAGGAGCAGCAGAAAACUCCAGAGGAAGGAGAGCAGGAGGAGGCGUGGCUCACAGAGGCAGGGCUCGCACGACUUUUUGAUAAUUCCUACACUGACCACGAUCAGGAAGAGGACAGCGCAGCAUUUCUGUCCACACUCACCAGAACUCAGGCGGCAGCCGUAGAACGCCGUGUGACGUCACUACAGCAGACGCUACGGCGGCGCAACAGACAGCACUUUCCUGAUGUUAGGGAUAUAUUCAGGCCUCCCGAUAAGGAGGAGGAGCCAAGGAAAAAGGAAGAAGUAAGUGAGAAUGGACAAAAAGAAGUCACAUCAGCCGAAGUGGAGACGGAGCUGAACGUCGAAGUGGCUUUUUCAGAACAAGCACUCACUUACAGGGAUAACCAUCAGCUGUUGAAGGUCAACACAUGCUCUAACUCAGCUGACGACAAGCUACCUAACUUCAAGUUGCUUCGAGAUAAAACAGGUCAAACUAAAAUAGGAGAUCUGUCUCCUCUGGACAUGAAAAAAGUCCGUAGAUUAGUACACGUGGAGAUGACCGCUCUGUUUGACACUGCUGGACUAGACCUCAAGACACACAAAGCUGUCAAAGUUAAGACUAAAGAAAUUGGUCUGUUUGGGGUUCCCCUCACAACUUUACUAGAACAGGAUCAGAGACGAGCUCCUGGGACCAAAGUGCCAUUUGUACUUAAGAGGCUCAUCUGUCAUAUAGAAGAGGAUGGACUGGACACAGAGGGGAUUCUUCGGAUCCCCGGGGCAGCCGUUAGAGUCAAGUCACUUUGCCAGGAGCUGGAGUCGUCCUUCUACGAGGGCAUGUUUCCUUGGCAGCAGUUGAAGCAGCAUGAUGCUGCCAGCCUUCUGAAGCUGUUCAUCAGGGAGUUGCCCCAUCCUUUACUGACUGUGGAGUACCUCAGUGCAUUUAUCGCAGUCAACAACCUACCCACAAAAAAACAACAACUACAGGCUUUGAACCUGCUCGUCCUCUUGCUUCCUGAGCCCAAUCAGGACACUUUAAAGGCUUUGGUGGAGUUCUUCCAACAUGUGAUUGACCAUCAGGCCAAAAAUAAAAUGACUCUAAAUAAUGUCUCUGUUGUCAUGGCACCAAACAUCUUCAUGUUUAAAGGCUUCCGAUCCAAGGUUACAGAGCAGCAGGAGAUUUCUAUGGCAACCAGCACAGCCAACAUUGUCCGCUUGCUGAUUAGAUACCAGAAUCUUCUUUGGACAAUCCCCAAGUUCAUUGUGACACAGGUCAGACAGCACAACAUGGAAAGCCAGCGGAAACAAAAUAAGGAGAGAGCUGUCAGAAAACUCCUGAAGAAGAUCACCAUCGACAGACCUGCUGAUAAAGCUCUGCCUGAAGAGAGUUCACAGGGAUUCAUUCGAGUCCAGGCUCCACAGUUCAGUAAAGUUUCUAUGGCACUUCAGCUCACUGAAGAGUUGCAGGCUGCAGAUGUGUUAACGCGCUUCCUCAGCCAGGACAGCUCUGUGACGGUGAAAAGCGAAGAUCUGUGUCUCUAUGAGAUUGGUGGAAACAUCAAGGAGAGAUGUCUCGAUGGUGAAACGUACAUGAAAGACCUCUUCCAGCUGAACCCUGCAGCAGAGUGGGUCAUCAAAACUGUACAACGAUAACCUGGCUUACAUACUGUACCUGUACCUCAAUAGAUGCUGGACCUGCAGUGCCUGUUCUGUCCACAGGAUCGUUCUAAAACCAGACACCACUAGAGUCUUAAUAUUUGAGCCUGGUAACACAAAGUAGACAUUUGGUUAUCCUCUAAAUCUACCACAGAAAUGGGAGUUUUUUAUGCUCCACAUAUAAAGAUUUGCUUUUCAGGGGAAUACAUUUUAAUAUCAAUGCUCCUGAGUGACCACUAAUGAACAGUGUGUGUUUGCCUCAGCACUUAAAUCACAUUAUUGUGAUUUUUAUUAUUGUGUGAUACUGUAUGUAUUUCAUUGAUGAGCUGUGAUUUAUUACCACUGAUCAGUUUGUUGUGCCUGAUACCUUAAGCUGAAAUAUAAAAUAUAUUUAAUGUGGCAGUGAACUAUUAAAUUCAAUAAAAUACCAAACAUUGAUUUUUGUUUUGUGUAGACCACUGCUGGCUAUUAUUUAACAUUUAAAUCAAAAAUCACUAAAGAUAACAACAGGUAAUUUCCAUGUCAGUGUAUUGAAGCUAAAUUGUCACAGUAACCAGGAGUGGGUGCAAAUGCUGUCCGACACAGCAUGUCAUGUAGCAGGAUGACCCUGUGUGGUUGUACAAAAAUAAUCAAAUGUUUCCACUUUUGGAAUUGCAUGUUAAAACCAUCAGGUAACCAGGACACACAAUGACAACAUUUCAACGCUCAAUGUUUUAACUGGAUGUUUGAGUGUGUUUACAUAAUGUAAUACAUCUAGAACUGUACAAUUUAAAUAUGCAAAUAAAGAUUUUUUUUAAGUC
Messenger RNA from Cynoglossus semilaevis (tongue sole), 3144 nucleotides. RefSeq names its product Rho GTPase activating protein 18 (gene arhgap18). Gene Ontology annotation, cellular component: cytoplasm. NCBI's taxonomy places the organism in Eukaryota, Metazoa, Chordata, Actinopteri, Pleuronectiformes, Cynoglossidae. The transcript has 18 exons. Gene Ontology annotation, biological process: regulation of small GTPase mediated signal transduction; regulation of actin filament polymerization; signal transduction. The coding region runs from base 245 to 2341 and encodes 698 amino acids. The record is from RefSeq and is a predicted model, not a curated record. Gene Ontology annotation, molecular function: GTPase activator activity.